AUGGCCUCAAAUCCAAAUCAGCCGGACGAUAACAACGAUUUCGACGAGGAGGAGCAAUAUAUCGAAGCAGAUGAGGUCCUCGCCGAAGUACCAGACACAGAGGACAGACCCAUGGACGAGGAUGACGAAGACGACGAAGUUGGUGACCUACCAGGAAGCUCAACUAUAGACUACGGCACAAAUUGCAUACAACACUUUGCGUCGCACAAUGGCUCCGUCUUUUGCGUAGCGGCGCAUCCGACACAGCCUCUUGCAGCUACUGGUGGAGAAGACGAUUUAGGGUACAUCUGGAACACUUCGAACGGCGAACUGGUCGCCAAAUUGACCGGACACACCGACAGUGUCACGUCCAUCGCAUUCAGCCACGACGGGGAGAUGCUUUCCACUGGCGGUAUGGACGGCAAAGUGAGAAUAUGGCGAAGAGUAGGCAAGGAGCAUUGGAAGACAUGGGAGUUUCUGACGGAGCUUCAAGGACCAGAUGAGGUUAUGUUCCUGAGAUGGCACCCGAAGGGGAAUGUAUUGCUUGCUGGGUCGCAAGAUGCCACCGUCUGGCUAUGGCAGCUGCCGUCAGGAAACACUAUGCAAGUGCUUUCGGGCCACAGUGGUCCUGUACAAUGCGGCGAAUUUACGCCAGAUGGAAAACGAAUUAUCACCGCUUGUGCUGGUGGCGAUCUUAUAUAUUGGGACCCUCGAUCAGACACUCCAGUUUUCAAACGACUGAGCAGUGAAGGGAAGUUCAGCGUCGGAGAGGUGACUAGCAUCGCCAUCAACCCUUCGUCAACUAUCGUCGUUGUCGGCGGGUCCAACGGGCUUACUCGCAUCGUCAGUCUUGUGAAGGGCGACGUCGUUGCGACUUUGACUGGCCAUUCAGAAGCUGAUAGCGUUGAGUCAAUAGCGUUUGUUGACUUGUCCGGGACAUCCAAUGGGCCGCUGGUGCUGAUUACGGGUGGGACUGAUGGCAAGGCUUGUAUAUGGGAUUCAAACACCUGGCGGUUGCGAGGGACACUCAAACAUGAAGAAACGGUGACUGCGAUCUUACCGCUUGCCGCCCCGAAAAGCUACUACGUAGUGACCGCAUCCGCAGACAGAAAUUUGAAGACGUGGGAUGCGCGGACAAGUACGCAGCUAUGCGAACAUGUUGGCCAUCAGGCCUCUGUCUUGGCUGCAGCCUUGGGUGUCAAUGGCACAGUCAUAUCGGCAGGAGAUGAUGGGAUGUGCUUCGUAUUUGCAGCAGAGAACUUCGAAGAAGGAGGUGGAGCGAUGCAGACGGAUUGA
Pleurotus ostreatus (oyster mushroom) is the source of this 1275-nucleotide messenger RNA. RefSeq lists its product as uncharacterized. The transcript has 5 exons. The record is from RefSeq and is a predicted model, not a curated record. The coding region runs from base 1 to 1275 and encodes 424 amino acids. NCBI's taxonomy places the organism in Eukaryota, Fungi, Basidiomycota, Agaricomycetes, Agaricales, Pleurotaceae. Gene Ontology annotation, molecular function: protein binding.